Molecule: messenger RNA, 2455 nt
Organism: Erpetoichthys calabaricus (reedfish)
Lineage: Eukaryota; Metazoa; Chordata; Cladistia; Polypteriformes; Polypteridae
Gene: drd5a
Product: dopamine receptor D5a
Exons: 1
Coding region: 460-1752 (430 amino acids)
Biological process (GO): adenylate cyclase-activating adrenergic receptor signaling pathway
Cellular component (GO): plasma membrane
Molecular function (GO): dopamine neurotransmitter receptor activity; G protein-coupled receptor activity
Source: RefSeq, a predicted model, not a curated record
UCUGCUACCUGAAUGGAAAAACUUUUACAUUUCGUUUAUUAUUCUAUUUAUAUUCAUUAUAACUUUGCUUUGUGUCCGUUUACAGAAAACGCCUGAUAGAUAUACUGUGCUACACAUGCUGCAAGUGUCCUUUCUCACUCGUGGACGUAGCAGAAUUCUAUGCUCUGCACUGCCUGAUACAGCUGGGCUUGCGGGUUGACAGCGAAGCAGGUAUUACAGUGGGUUUUGCUACUUAAUAAUCUAAUGUAAAGGUUUUUAGAAAGAAAGAAAGAAAGAAAGAAAGAAAGAAAGAAAGAAAGAAAGAAAGAAAGAAAGAAAGAAAGAAAGAAAGAUCGCAGCUCGCAGCAAUGAAUUGUGCUCCUAUUUUCUAAAGCCUAUGGGAUCUCUGGAGAAAUAUCCCUCUGCUUUGAGCAGAGCAGUCCAGGAAUGUCGGCUUCGGCGGGCGACACGAUCUGAAACAUGACGGCCACAGAAUCGACCAGAGACGGCAGGAAGGAUUUGCUGUCGCGAAUGCUCACCGCUGGUGUGCUUGCCUUGCUCAUUCUUUGGACUCUGCUCGGGAAUGUCCUAGUGUGCACCGCGGUGAUCAGGUUCAGGCAUCUACGAACUAAGGUGACAAACAUUUUCAUUGUGUCUUUGGCCGUCUCGGAUUUACUUGUGGCUGUUCUGGUGAUGCCCUGGAAAGCUGUGGCAGAGGUCGUUGGAUACUGGCCAUUUGGCACCUUCUGCAAUGUCUGGGUAGCUUUCGACAUAAUGUGCUCUACUGCAUCUAUUCUGAAUCUCUGUGUUAUUAGCGUGGACAGGUACUGGGCUAUUUCCAGCCCAUUCAGAUACGAAAGGAAAAUGACUCAGAGGGUCGCUUUUAUAAUGAUCAGUGCAACGUGGUCAUUAUCUGUGCUUAUUUCAUUCUUACCCGUACAACUCAACUGGCAUAAAGCAAUCCUCGAAGCAGGUGGAGCGAACAAUACAGAUUUGAACAAGGCGGAAAACUGUGACUCUAGCCUGAACAGAACAUAUGCAAUAUCCUCGUCUUUGAUUAGCUUUUAUAUCCCCGUGGCUAUCAUGAUCGUAACUUACACUCGAAUUUACAGGAUCGCUCAGUUGCAGAUAAGGAGGAUCUCCACACUUGAAAGAGCAGCUGAACACGCUCAGAGUUGCCGUAGCAACAGAUUAGAAUAUCAGCAACACAGCACGCUGAAAACUUCAAUUAAAAAGGAGACCAAAGUUUUCAAAACUCUCUCCGUGAUCAUGGGGGUAUUCGUCUGCUGUUGGUUACCUUUCUUCAUUUUAAACUGCAUUGUUCCUUUCUGUGACCGGACGGCUAGUCACAGCGCCACUAGUCUCCCGUGUGUCAGUGAAACCACCUUUGAUGUAUUUGUGUGGUUUGGCUGGACCAACUCUUCUCUGAACCCCAUCAUUUACGCAUUUAACGCCGACUUUAGAAAAGCUUUCUCCAGCCUCCUGGGCUGUCGCGAUUUUUGCUCAACAGCAGUGGAAACCGUGAACAUAAGCAACGAGCUGGUGUCUUACAACCAGGACACGGUUUUCCACAAAGAGAUUGUGACAGCUUAUGUCAACAUGAUCCCUAAUGUGGUGGACUACAUAGACGACAAUGAAGACAAUUUCGAUAGAAUAUCUCAGCUUUCUCAAAAUCAGGAAAUGGCAUCCGAUUCCGUUUGCGAUCUGGAGGACUGCGAAGCGGACAUCUGCCUGGAGAGAAUAUCCACUUUCACCCCUAAUGGUUUGCAUUAACAGUUAAUUAAUGCUAAAAGAUAUCGAAUGUAAUUUAUGAUACGAGCACACACACACACACACUUUCCGCCCAGAAGGGGUUGCCAGCUUUAAGGCGAGACCGCGCCCAUUUAAAGGGCACUGUGAGACAGAGGGGCGAACGAGGUAUGGCGCCUUCUCUCUUCACACUUUCAGAGGUUGGGAAGCUGUAUUCCGAUUUUAAUAGUGAAACGACAAAGACCAGGAAGGAUAUUUGCAAUAAUACAACAUUUCCAAAUACAAGUUUUAUUCGUUUGACACUCAGAUAGUAGAAUAAUAGAAAUCACUUUGUUUCAUUUAUUUCAUAAAUGUGACUCAAACUGGUGUGUGCAAACAUACAAUUUGGGUUAUUGUUUUACAGUCGUAUUUCCUCUAAUUUAAUCAACGGGUCAAUCUUUCACCAGCUUAUAUAUUUUUUCAAGUCUUUUGUGAUUCAUUUUGAAAGACGCAUAAAAACUGAUCCGCUGAGCAACUCUGCAGCGUGUAUUUUGAAACAAACAAGAAUCUCAGAAAUAAGUUUUACACAAUGCAGUAGUCUGACUUGCCAUUAAUAUGUUUUAAACUGCAGGAAAAAAGAAACGAACGAUUUCACAUCGCUAAGUUAUUCUGUGUCUUUGCGCCUGAUAAUGCCACCUCCGUCUAUAAACGAGUUCGAAAACUAAUGGACGACUUUGCUAUAAAGUUG